AUGAACAAGAAAAAUAAUAUUAUCUCAAGUAUCAAUAAAUACCCUCGAUGCAAUAAUAACGUAGAUAAAAGCUUUAUCACUGAAGAUAUUUCAACUUUAAAAAUGUACAAUAAAAGAAAAAAAGAUAUUGUAUUCAAUUUUUUUAUAAAAUUACUCAUAUUUACUCUUUUCAUUUUGAUGUUACAAUACUUUUGUAAUUGGGAUUUUUGCAAAUCUUUGAGCAAAAGGAACUUAGAAAACAUGAGAAAUUUAGGAUCCGAAAGAUCCCUAGCAGAAAGUGAAGAUACAGUAAGAACAAAUGAACAAUCAGAUAAGAAUGUAACAAAUAAAUUACAAUAUAAUAAUCAAGGGAGUGAAAUAGAAGUAUCUUCACAAUCAGGAGCGAGACAAAGGGACAAUGGAGAGCAAAAUCAUAGUGCGAUAUAUAAUUUAGGAGAGGGUGAUAAUGUAGAACAAGGAAUCAGAAGAGAAAAAAUAGAUGAAAAUGAAGGGGGAAAUAUAAAGGAAAGAAUUUUAAAUAUUGUUAAAAGUAAUUUUAAACUAAUUAUUUUAUGUAUCAUUCUUUUGCUAUCAUUUAUUUCAAGCAUAUUAUGUAUGGCAUCAUAUAAUAAUGAAAACACAAAUUUAAAUAACACAUCUGUUUUACUAGUUGCUAUAAGUAUUAUUUUUACCAUAUUUCUUUUAACGAACGAUAGAAUCUCAAAUAAGAUUAAACAGGGUUAUAAAUAA
Molecule: messenger RNA, 729 nt
Organism: Plasmodium relictum
Lineage: Eukaryota; Apicomplexa; Aconoidasida; Haemosporida; Plasmodiidae
Product: Plasmodium exported protein, unknown function
Exons: 2
Coding region: 1-729 (242 amino acids)
Source: RefSeq, a predicted model, not a curated record